AGCAACGCGAGCAGUUUAAUUUAUGUACAUCCAUAUUAUAGUAACUCUGAUGUGCUUCAGGUGUGUUUAAGUAAUCACUCGAACACUGGACACACGGUAUACACCCGGGAUUAACGGAAUGGCCUAUAUGAACUCUCCAGCCAAUGCCAACCGUAUUCCCUUUCCCUCACUUGAAUGUCUCAAACGUCAAUCAUUGAUGAAUCGAACCCCAUCUCUCCUCCUCGCUCGAUCAGGGAGAUUAUCGAUGACAGGUUUGAAGAGGUGUGGAGGAGACUAUACGACGAUAGUAACACAGUGGCGCUAAUAGCGACGCUCCUCACUGCAGUUGAGGCUCAAGUAUUAGCGAUCACGCUCGCUGAUGAUAGAAAAAAUUCUGCCAUCUACAGCCUGUUCAAUGGACCAAUAAUGGCUGCUGUGCUGUUAUCUACAGUGGCAUGCCUAAACGCUUGCCGGCGUGCACACUGGCUGACCUUUGCGCACCGCGACGCACUUCGACUGGUCAUACAUCGAUACUUAUACCUUACGGGUGAUGUCCGUGUUGAUGUCCCUUUCCCGGUCGAAGCUACAGUCGCAGCUAAACCAAAUGGGUUCGACUAUAUCAAAGCCUUCUCAUUUAGCCGCUGCUUCACCCUGGUCCUUUGUGGGUUUUACUUAUUCAUCGUAGGGUUCUAUAUCUAUGUCGUGUCCCGCUUCUCAAACGGAGUGAUUGCCGUGGGCAUCAUAGUCGUGUUCGCCAUUUGCGUUGAGAUCGCUAAUAGCCUUGGGAAAAUCUCCCCUGCCAUUCAUCACAUACACUUCGAUCGUAUUGAUAGGGUCGACCGGGGACCAAGAGAUUACCUCAAGGAUGAAGUAAAUUAGUAUGGCAUGACACUGCCGAGAACAAAGCCCAGAUAAGCGACAAAGGGCAAGUCGCUCGACCAGAGAAGCAUACAGGAGAUUGAGAAUAGUAUAAGACGAAU
Cantharellus anzutake is the source of this 959-nucleotide messenger RNA. RefSeq lists its product as uncharacterized. Lineage: Eukaryota; Fungi; Basidiomycota; Agaricomycetes; Cantharellales; Hydnaceae. Bases 175 to 858 code for a protein of 227 amino acids. The transcript has 6 exons. The record is from RefSeq and is a predicted model, not a curated record.